GGCUGUGCUCCAUUCUGAUUGGACAGCCGCAUCGACGCAGUGUGGCGCCUGCUUUGUGAGAUCGAUCCAUGCUAACAAAUUUCCUUUGUUGUGAUUAACCGUUUUGCGGUUGUGGUUCUGCUGUAAUCAUUUUUUAAUCAACAAAAUUGUCGUUGAGAUCAUCUAGAGGAUGAGUGGCGGAGUGUAUGGAGGAGAUGAGGUGGGAGCUCUGGUGUUCGACAUUGGCUCAUACACUGUAAGAGCUGGCUAUGCAGGAGAAGACUGUCCCAAGGCGGACUUCCCCACGGUGAUAGGUGUGACCAUCGACCGGGAGGAUGGCAGCACGCCAAUGGAGACGGAUGGGGACAAGACCAAGCAGAGUGGCACCACCUACUACAUUGAUACCAACCAGCUACGGGUACCAAGGGAGAGCAUGGAGGUCAUGUCUCCGCUCAAGAAUGGCAUGAUUGAAGACUGGGACAGUUUCCAGGCCAUUUUGGAUCACACGUACAAGAUGCACUUCAAGUCGGAACCCAGCAUGCAUCCAGUACUCAUGUCAGAAGCGUCGUGGAACACACGAGCGAAACGAGAGAAACUGACUGAGCUGAUGUUUGAACAUUACAACAUUCCUGCCUUCUUCCUCUGUAAAUCUGCUGUGCUGUCUGCCUUUGCCAAUGGGCGGUCCACAGGCCUGGUCCUGGACAGCGGAGCCACACACACCACAGCGAUUCCAGUGCAUGAUGGCUACGUCCUGCAGCAAGGCAUCGUCAAAUCGCCCCUGGCCGGAGACUUCAUGAGCAUGCAGUGUAGGGAGCUUUUUCAAGAUUUAAGUGUUGAAAUAAUCCCUCCGUACAUGAUUGCAUCAAAGGAUGGAGUGCGAGAGGCUUCACCGGCCAGCUGGAAGAAAAAAGAGAAACUGCCUCAAGUCACCCGCUCAUGGCACAACUACAUGUGCAAUUGUGUGAUCCAGGACUUCCAGGCAUCUGUGCUACAGGUGUCAGACUCGCCGUAUGAUGAACAGGUUGCUGCACAGAUGCCCACUGUGCACUACGAGCUGCCCAACGGAUACAACUGUGACUUUGGGGCCGAGAGGCUAAAGAUCCCAGAGGGGCUGUUUGACCCUUCUAAUGCAAAGGGCCUGUCUGGUAACACCAUGUUGGGAGUCGGCCAUGUGGUGACGACCAGCGUGGGAAUGUGUGACAUCGACAUCCGGCCGGGUCUUUAUGGCAGUGUGGUAGUGACUGGAGGAAACACGCUCAUCCAGGGAUUCACAGACCGACUUAACAGAGAACUCUCCCAGAAAACCCCACCGAGCAUGAGGCUGAAGCUGAUAGCCAACAACACUACGGUGGAGCGCCGGUUCAGUGCCUGGAUAGGAGGCUCCAUCCUGGCAUCGCUCGGAACCUUCCAGCAGAUGUGGAUCUCCAAACAGGAGUAUGAGGAGGGAGGAAAGCAGUGUGUAGACAGGAAGUGCCCUUGAUUUGACACCACCUUCUCCAACACUGUCUUUGCCACAAGCUCAACAUCAUGAGUUCACCUCUGACCCCAGACUCUGGAUCAACCACCUAUAUUCGCUCUUGUUUUGUAUGAUUUGUUUGACAAA
This is a messenger RNA of Pungitius pungitius (ninespine stickleback), 1582 nucleotides long. It is a transcript of the gene actl6a, whose product is annotated as actin-like 6A. NCBI's taxonomy places the organism in Eukaryota, Metazoa, Chordata, Actinopteri, Perciformes, Gasterosteidae. The record is from RefSeq and is a predicted model, not a curated record. Gene Ontology annotation, molecular function: chromatin binding. Gene Ontology annotation, biological process: nervous system development; chromatin remodeling; regulation of transcription by RNA polymerase II. Gene Ontology annotation, cellular component: NuA4 histone acetyltransferase complex; SWI/SNF complex. The coding region runs from base 170 to 1459 and encodes 429 amino acids. The transcript has 14 exons.